Arvicanthis niloticus (Nile rat) is the source of this 2025-nucleotide messenger RNA. RefSeq names its product ETS variant transcription factor 6 (gene Etv6). Gene Ontology annotation, biological process: cell differentiation; regulation of transcription by RNA polymerase II. Gene Ontology annotation, molecular function: sequence-specific DNA binding; DNA-binding transcription factor activity, RNA polymerase II-specific. Lineage: Eukaryota; Metazoa; Chordata; Mammalia; Rodentia; Muridae. Gene Ontology annotation, cellular component: nucleus. The record is from RefSeq and is a predicted model, not a curated record.
GCUCGCCGGCUCCCACGCCCCCGCACCUCGCGCCCGAUCCGCGCGUUCCGAAGAGCCCCCCCUCCCCCUCGGGCGGCCGCCGCCGGCGAUGCUGCAAGAAACUUCUUAAAUGACCGCGUCCCGCUGCCCCGCCGAGCGUUUCUGGGUUGGGGAGAGGAAAGGAAAGUGGAAAAAAACUGAGAACUUCCUGAUCCCUUUCGCUGUGAGACAUGUCUGAGACUCCUGCUCAGUGUAGCAUUAAGCAGGAACGAAUUUCAUACACACCCCCAGAGAGUCCGGUGGCAAGCUACGGAUCUUCGACUCCACUUCAUGUUCCAGUGCCUCGAGCGCUCAGGAUGGAGGAAGACUCAAUCCACCUGCCAGCACACCUUCGUUUGCAGCCGAUUUACUGGAGCAGAGAUGACGUAGCCCAGUGGCUCAAGUGGGCAGAAAAUGAGUUUUCUUUAAGGCCCAUUGAGAGCAACACAUUCGAGAUGAAUGGCAAGGCCCUCCUGCUGCUGACCAAAGAGGACUUCCGCUACCGAUCUCCUCAUUCAGGCGAUGUGCUCUACGAACUCCUUCAGCAUAUCCUGAAGCAGAGGAAACCUCGAAUUCUCUUCUCGCCAUUUUUCCACCCUGGGAACUCUAUCCACACCAAGCCAGAGGUCCUUCUGCAUCAGAACCAUGAAGAAGAUAACUGUGUCCAGAGAACACCCAGGACACCGGCGGAGAGCGUGCACCACAACCCUCCCACCAUUGAACUCUUACAUCGCCCUAGGUCACCUAUCCCCACAAACCACAGGCCUUCUCCUGACCCCGAGCAGCAGCGGCCCCUGCGCUCCCCCCUGGACAACAUGAUCCGACGCCUCUCGCCAGCGGAGAGAGCCCAGGGGCCAAGGCUACAGCAGGAGAAUAACCACCAGGAAUCCUACCCCCUGUCAGUGUCUCCUAUGGAGAAUAAUCACUGCCCUCCAUCCUCGGAGUCGAACCCGAAGCCCUCGAGCCCCUGGCAGGAGAGCACACGCGUGAUCCAACUGAUGCCCAGCCCCAUCAUGCACCCCUUGAUCCUGAACCCCCGGCACUCGGUAGACUUCAAACAGUCCCGGCUCUCUGAAGACGGGCUGCAUCGGGAAGGGAAGCCCAUCAACCUGUCUCAUCGGGAGGACCUGGCUUACAUGAACCACAUCAUGGUCUCUGUGUCCCCACCUGAAGAGCACGCCAUGCCCAUUGGGAGAAUAGCAGACUGUAGACUGCUUUGGGAUUACGUCUAUCAGUUGCUCUCUGACAGCCGGUACGAAAACUUCAUCCGAUGGGAGGACAAAGAAUCCAAAAUAUUCCGGAUAGUGGAUCCCAACGGACUGGCUCGACUCUGGGGAAACCAUAAGAACAGAACAAACAUGACCUAUGAGAAAAUGUCCAGAGCCCUGCGCCACUACUACAAACUAAACAUUAUCAGGAAGGAGCCCGGACAAAGGCUUUUGUUCAGGUUCAUGAAAACCCCGGAUGAGAUCAUGAGUGGCCGGACAGACCGCCUAGAACACCUCGAGUCUCAGGAGCUGGAUGAACAAACGUAUCAAGAGGAUGAAUGUUAAGGGAACCUACCACAGCCUCACCGGUGGGCUGGCCAAGAGGAAACCUGCUCACAGGGACCGCGGGAGGCGUGAUGGAACAGGCGAGCUAGGGAUGGCUGAAAAGGAAGACACCCAGGAAGAGCGGGAACACUUCUCCUGCAGAUCAAGAGGGACCCAGAGCACCUUAGACAAGCCACCCAGCAAUGGCAGGGCUGGAAUUCUGGCGGAGGGCACAAGCCUGAGACUCACACGUCACGUUUUGCUUCUCCAUCGGAUCUCUUGUCUGUAACCCUCACCCUCACCCUGCACCUGUUGUUAGUCUCAUGGUGUUUCUGGUUUUGUUUUGUUUUUUUUUUUGUUUUUGUUUUUGUUUUUGUUUUUUUUAAGAACAUGCAGUUUGACUAUUCAUCAUUCAUACAGGGAAGACAUCACAUGUUGCUUUCCUAUGGAAAUAUAUCUAUUAUAUAUAUUAUUA